CGUGAUUGGGCACCAGUGCCUCGCGCUUUGUUGAUGAUUCAAAAUGGCGGCCAGCUAAUGGAGGGUUCUCUGUGGUAAAGAAACUUCGAAGAAUCCCUCGAUAAUCGAUUGAAUAAGGUCAUCUGUGGCCCAUUUCUCCCAUCAUGGAUCAUUACAAAGGAGUAUUUUCAAUUCUGGAUGAGCUUGGGAUGCCAGACCUUAAGCCUGUUUUUGUUGAUAACUUUAUUCAGGAUAGAACAUUACAGUAUAUGGGGACAGAAGAAGAAUUUAAAAACUUACUAAGGGAACUAGACAUUCCUCUUGGCAAGUGUAUUCCAAUUAUGAAAUUAUGGUUCAAAUUAUCCACAAGAAAGGACGCCCCAGACGUAACACAAGGAGCAGACUUAUUGAACAUGAAACAUCAAGGCAUCAGCCCAGACAUGAGUCACGCUGAGGUGCAAGCUGUGGUGGAGUGCAAUGAUGCAGAAACCCAGACACUACCCAACGAGCCAAUGAAUCCACAAAACACACCCUCAAGUCCUCACAAUACAAUGUCCAGUGGGUAUGGCCACCUGGAAUCAUUUAAUCCCUACCAUUUAUUAGGGCCGUAUGGUAUAGGACUUGGACAGCCUAUGACUGCUCCUUUAACCACUGCUGAUAUGAAUAGGAGGUACCCUCAUUACCAACCACAAGUAUUUACCACCCCACCCAUGUGGGCACCGUCGAGUCUUAACCCAACCCCUGGAGGGGAGGAGUUUGGAACUAGUGGAUGGCUGGCUACUGUACCCCAGAUGCAACAAGGUGGCCCUAUAAUAACAUCACUUAGCCGAGAGACCAGUCCUUGCCCGUCCCCACCUCUGCCGUCAGAACCAGUAGAUUAUAUCGCAGAUGGCAGUGUAGCUGUUAAGGAGGGUCUCCAAGCCAUCGGUAGAAGCAAGCCCUCAGAUAUACUAGACGAGAGGGAGGAUCUUGCAAUAGAGCAUUUCCUUGCUAGAGAGGAGGAGAAACAGCAGUCAUAUGCAUCAGCACUUAAAGAGACCCAACUGGCAGCAGCUAAGGCAAAUGAGAGUGUUGGCAAGGACAACCAGCCAUCAUACCAACAUCAUAACAGUCAUGCCGCAGCUCCGUCUUCCCCGUGCCCUAAGAGUAGCCCAGUUCCCCCAGCCAGCCCCUUGGGUACGAAUUAUGCCAAGCCCCAGUCAUUCAAUAACACGUCUGUCUCCAACCACGUAAACAACACAAAGCCCCCGGGCGUCGGCAAUCCACCAUCUGUCUUACCCAACCACGUGAAAGCCCAGGCAGUACGACCUAAAGAACCCAGCAGUACAUACGGCAAGCUGGACGAGAUAUCAAUAGAGAGUGGUACCACCAACAAAAUAGGUAGCACAUUAAAGAGCAAAGGUUCCGCCAACCUUAUAAUGUACUUAGAGCAGGUCCCAGUCAGCCUGGAGUACCAGAAGAGAGAUAAUAAGAAGGGAUGGCAGUUAAUAGAUGGCAAGCACCUGCUUACCGCUCGUAAGACUCAGUUUAAGCCGAUGUACUGUGACGAAAAAGGUCGCAUGAGACACGGCGUGUCGGUGCGCGGUGCGGAUAAAUCAGAAGAGUGUUCUAAGCAUACUGUAGGAAAAGCCCCCGCUUAUUGCACGUUUGCUCACUCACGAAUAGGCGACACGCUGCAGUUUAUAUGCGUGAAGUGCACCGUGGAGAAACCUAGAUAUGCCUACUGUACUGAGAAGAAGAAGCAUGCUGAUUUUGUAUUCAAUUUGGGCCCAUAUAAAAAUAUAGAUGGUCAGACAUGGAAACUUAUAGUUCCCGAAAAUCGCUGACCUUCAAGAAUGCCAUAUGGAUAUCACAUAUCCAACCCCUCCUACCCGUUGGGGAUAAUCUAAUACGUGGGCAUUAUAUGGAUGCUUUAUAUAUGACACGCAUGUCUUCAAUUCCACUACAUUAUAAUAAUACAUGAUAAUUAUAUGAAUUUUAGGGGGUACUUCUCUAGCGAGGAAGUAGCUUUUGUUUUGUUUUAUUUGAGGAUAGUAAUUGGAUAGAGAGAAACAGGACAUUCUUUGAUGACAUAUUACAGCAUAGACAACACACUGGGGUUGAGAUCAUUAUUUCUUUCUAGGCAUGGUUUUAUUGGUCUAUUAUAAAGUGUUUCGCUAGGUAUAAGUUAGUUUUAUCUGUGUUCUGGUGUAUUGGAAGAACCAGGAAUCAAAUUCCACUUUUUGUUCUUAAUUUAAUUGACGAUUGUCUGUUGUGUUAAACAGGAGAGUUUUAUGUUAUGUCACCUUGACACUGUAACUCGCACACUACCUACGACGAUAUUAAAAUAAUUGAAAUCA
This is a messenger RNA of Nematostella vectensis (starlet sea anemone), 2318 nucleotides long. RefSeq lists its product as uncharacterized. The coding region runs from base 144 to 1805 and encodes 553 amino acids. The record is from RefSeq and is a predicted model, not a curated record. The transcript is spliced from 5 exons. NCBI's taxonomy places the organism in Eukaryota, Metazoa, Cnidaria, Anthozoa, Actiniaria, Edwardsiidae.